Molecule: messenger RNA, 1179 nt
Organism: Trichoderma breve
Lineage: Eukaryota; Fungi; Ascomycota; Sordariomycetes; Hypocreales; Hypocreaceae
Product: fatty acid desaturase domain-containing protein
Exons: 4
Coding region: 1-1179 (392 amino acids)
Biological process (GO): lipid metabolic process
Molecular function (GO): oxidoreductase activity
Source: RefSeq, a predicted model, not a curated record
AUGGCUACCACCACGACAGUGACCAAGCGCGGAGGCGCCGUGGCCUCAAUUUGUAGCAAGCUGCCCGAGGGUGAGAGUCGGUUUCCCGAUAUCAACACCAUCCGGGCUGCCAUUCCCAAGCACUGCUUUGAGCCAUCCGUGGCCAUCUCCAUGGGCUAUCUGGUGCGCGAUGUUGUCAUGAUUGGAGCUCUUGGCUGGGCUGCCAUCACGUACAUUCCCACCAUUCCUGAUUCCACUCUCCGGGCCAUUGCCUGGAUUGUCUAUGGCUUCGUUCAGGGCCUGGUCUGCACUGGUCUUUGGAUCCUGGGACACGAGGCCGGACACGGCGCCUUUUCCAAGCACGGCUGGCUCAACCACGUUGUCGGCUUCUUCUCCCACUCUGCUCUGCUGGUGCCGUACUACUCUUGGAAGUUUUCUCACCACCGCCACCACAUGUUCACCGGCCACAUGGAGAAGGACAUGGCCUUUGUUCCGAGGACCAAGGCGGACUAUCUCAAGCGUGCAAUGGCUUCGCUUGAGAUGCUCGAGGAUACGCCCGCCUACCAGUUCGUCACGCUGAUGUUUCAUCAGCUCUUUGCCUGGCAGGUUUACCUCACGUUCAACAUCUCAGCCGGCAGAGGUAGUCUUCAGAAGAGCGCAAACACCAUGUUCGGCAAGAGCCACUUCUCGCCAAACAGCGCCGUAUUCCGCCGUAGCGAGGCUCCUUGGAUUGCGCUGUCCGAUGUCGGCCUCGGCUUGACCUUUUUCGCCCUGUACAAGCUCGCUGGCGUCGUGGGAACGAGCACCGUGCUGCUGGCUUAUGCCCAGCCUUACUUCUGGGUUCACCACUGGCUGAUCGCCAUCACCUAUCUCCACCACACCCACAUGGAGGUGCCUCACUACCAGGCCGAGAACUGGACCUUUGUCAAGGGUGCCCUGGCCACUGUCGACAGAGAGUUUGGCUUUGUUGGCCGCCACCUGUUCCACUGCAUCAUUGAGCACCACGUUGUUCACCAUCUUUUCCCUCGCAUUCCCUUUUACUAUGCUGGAGAGGCCACUGAGGCUAUCAAGCCUAUGCUCGGCGAUUUGUACCACCGCGACGAGCGAUCCUUCAUUGGACAGCUCUGGACCAACUUCACCAAGUGCAAGUACGUGGUUGCCGAUGAGUCGGCGCCUGGAGCUCUCAAGUGGGCGCAAUGA